GGAGCUGGGAUGGUGUUACAGGUUAUCAGAAACUACAUUGACCCACAGAUUGGAGAUCUCUUCGUAAAACAUUGUUUAAACUCGUCUGCCUCCACUCAUGUAAAUGUAGAUGGAAUGCAGGAACACUGAGGUCCUUCUGCAACCCUUUCAUCACAGCGGAGAAGUGAAAGACAGUGCGAGAUAGCUGUGGUCAGCUCCCAGAGAUCACAUAAACCUGAGCACUUAAAAGAUGCUAUCUCUGCUUUGCUCGUCGCUCCUGGUUAUUGUAGCUCAACAGUCUCUGUGCCGGGCCCAGAACCAUGGCGGGCAGCUGUCCGCUCCGCGCGGCAGCAGAACCGUGUUGGAGAGGAAACAGUUCUGCCAGUGGCCCUGUAAGUGCCGGGCCAAGCCUCAGUGUGCCCCAGGGGUCAGCUCGGUGCUGGAUGGCUGUGGCUGCUGUAAGAGCUGUGCCCGGCAGAUUGGAGACACCUGCAACGAGCGGGACAUCUGUGACCCCCAUAAGGGCAUGUACUGUGACUUCUCCAAAGACCUGCCACGAUACGAGCAUGGAAUCUGUGCUUACUUGAUGGCGGUGGGCUGUGACCUGAACGGGGUCCGCUAUGAGAACGGCGAGGCCUUCCAGCCCAGCCCACUUUAUAAGUGCACGUGCAUCGCGGGAGCCAUCGGCUGCACCCCGGCCUUUAUCCAGAAGCCAGCCGCUCUCCUGGGUCCCGCCCCUCUCAGGAGCAAUGCGCCCCGGCCAGCUGGCCUCCAGAGCCGCCCCGGUGCCUCGAAGAAAGACCAGCAGGAAACAAUCUACAUGGCCGCCAUGCCAGCUUACAGGGAUCCCCCUUUAGCCUGGAAGAAGAACUGCCUGGUCCAGACCACUCCGUGGAGUCCGUGCUCUAAGACCUGCGGCCUGGGCAUCUCAGUCCGGGUCAACAACGACAAUGGCAAGUGCGAGAUGAGGAAACACCGCCGCCUCUGCCUGCUGCGGCCGUGUGAGAAGAGCGUCAUGAGAGACGUCAAGAUACCGAGGGGACAGACGUGCAAGCCUAAGUUCCAAGCCAAAAAGGCAGAGACGCUGACCCUGUCUGGGUGCACCAGCCUCAAGAGUUUCAAACCCAAUUACUGUGGCGUCUGCACUGACAAGCGCUGCUGCGUACCCAACAAAUCCAAAAUGGUGACGGUCGACUUCAGGUGCCAGGACGGCGCCAACGUGCGCUGGAACAUGCAGUGGAUCACGUCCUGCGUGUGCCAGAGGCAGUGCCACGCCCCCGGGGACAUGUUUGCAGAACUGCGCUUCCUCUAGCGCCGCCUGCAGCAUCGCAUCCAACCUCAGAGCCUCGACCCUGACCAGACUCUAACAAAGGCCUGGCCUAACCUACUGCCACUCGUGUCUCUGACCGAGCUGCGGGGGUUGGGUAGACAGGACUAAACCUUUCCCGACACGGCUCAGUUCUCCUGAACGGUGCCCAUGCUCUCGGGCUAGACGCUAGUGGGCUGAUAUGAAAAUACGACAAGUGGGAACUUCAGCUCAUGAAGUUUGCCCGCCAACAACUCGAGCUGGGUUAUUUGACUGACAGCUAACAAUUAGGGGUGUAUGUAUGUAAAGGGAUACAGAUGCGGGGGUACCUCUCAUGAUACAAUGCUACAGUGUUACUUUUUACACCACCUCAUUAACAGUCUGUCAGUCACUGAGGCCAGUAGGCUAACAGGGGAAAUACAGUCAAAAUGUCCUGGGUCAGUUAUCUAUCUCAUGAACCACUGAUCGUACCUCUUCUCAACAACUGUCCCAACUGAGCUAGCACCGUAAUACCUCGUACAAUAUUUUAUCCACACUGAUUUACUGCAGAUUCACAAUCAAUACAAUGAACUGUUAGUGUUGGAAUUCAGUAUGUUAUUGUUUCCCUGUAUUGUCGACACCAUUACUCAGUAAGUCAUUGUAAUUUAUUUUGACAGA
Esox lucius (northern pike) is the source of this 1942-nucleotide messenger RNA. RefSeq names its product cellular communication network factor 6 (gene ccn6). NCBI's taxonomy places the organism in Eukaryota, Metazoa, Chordata, Actinopteri, Esociformes, Esocidae. Gene Ontology annotation, molecular function: heparin binding; integrin binding. Gene Ontology annotation, biological process: cell adhesion; signal transduction. The transcript has 6 exons. Bases 230 to 1291 code for a protein of 353 amino acids. The record is from RefSeq and is a predicted model, not a curated record. Gene Ontology annotation, cellular component: extracellular matrix; extracellular region.